CAUCUAAUGUAUCUCCGCCAUUCCAUCCUAUCUAUUAUAUUUAUAUAUGCUUAGUCAUAAUGGCCAGCUCUUCUGUUCAUAGGCAACAAAGUCACCCCACUUUACCUCCAGCAAAGCUGCAGAAGCUCGAAAGGCUCAGCCUCUAUUACAAUCUGCCAGAAGCAGCUAUUAUAUGUCCCAAAUGCGGUUUUACUUUGAGUCCUAAACGUGCAUCGGAGCAUCCGGGCAAAAAGCACGGCAUCGCCAGAUCUGCUCGGCAUGGCCUUAAGCCCCUGCUAUCCUCGUUGAACCUCCCAGAUCCAGACACCUUGGCCCCCAGACCUAGUGGAUCAUGACCUCACCCGUGCCUUACAUUACAAGAAGGCUCUUCUUGUAAGCACUGCGGCCUCCA
Molecule: messenger RNA, 391 nt
Organism: Fusarium redolens
Lineage: Eukaryota; Fungi; Ascomycota; Sordariomycetes; Hypocreales; Nectriaceae
Exons: 1
Coding region: 60-335 (91 amino acids)
Source: RefSeq, a predicted model, not a curated record